Molecule: messenger RNA, 405 nt
Organism: Auxenochlorella protothecoides
Lineage: Eukaryota; Viridiplantae; Chlorophyta; Trebouxiophyceae; Chlorellales; Chlorellaceae
Exons: 3
Source: RefSeq, a predicted model, not a curated record
GUGUCCGCGAUCAGUCCCGAGGCUGCGCUCGCGGUGUCCCAGCAGGCCGUGAUUUAUGUGGCUGUGCUGGGCGGCGAGGCAGCCUAUAAUGGCUUCAGCAUCUCGGCUGGGACACCCGGCCGGCCCUCCAUCGGGUGGACGCUGGUUGGCACGGCUGGCCUCACCACGGCAAGUAGUGUGGUCAUGAGGGUUGGUGGAAAGGGAACCUCCGUCCCUCUGCAAACAAUCGGUAGCGCGGCUGGACUUGCCAUCUCCGGAGCAGUGCUGUUUUAUUUCAUCAAGAGAAUACAGAGCACCCCUUACAAUGACCGGGAGUGGCCUGGUGCUAGGGCAUGGCCCGCCACCAUGUCCCUCCUCACUUUCUUCAUCCUUGCCGCCUAUGCUCAAGCCCUCGCCUCCAGCAUC